Molecule: messenger RNA, 1269 nt
Organism: Scaptodrosophila lebanonensis
Lineage: Eukaryota; Metazoa; Arthropoda; Insecta; Diptera; Drosophilidae
Exons: 2
Coding region: 1-1269 (422 amino acids)
Source: RefSeq, a predicted model, not a curated record
AUGGAGAUUUAUGCAACUGUAGUGCCGAACAUAUGCGAGGAUGUAUUGCCUGUGCUGCGUUUAAUAAAACAAUCAAACAAAAAUAUGGCUGUAAGCAUUGUAGCCCAGGAAAAGCUAAUUCCAGGCAUUAAUUUACUGAUUGGUCAAGACAACUACUGGAAAUUUAAUAACAAUAAUCGUGAACUACUUGUAUUAGCAGAAAACUUAGUCGCAGUAGAAACUUUCUUUGGUUGGACAAUACAAGGUCAUUAUGGUGAAGGUCAAGGCGAAUCAAGGUGCGUUUUAAAUAUUCUGGAGCAUUGCGAAACAUUCGACAUUGAACAAUUUUGGAAUUUGGAGAGUAUUGGCAUAGCAUCGUACUCCGAACCACAAGCUGCUGUACAGGCAGCCGACAUACACCAAAUAGGCGGGCGCUACUCAGUGCGCUUACCAUGGAAGCUUCCAAAGGAGGAUUUGCAUGACAAUAAGCAAAAUGCAAAGAAUCGGCUAAGCAGUUUGGGCAAUAAAUUGCUUAAAAAUUCUGAUAAAUUAGAGGAAUACGAUGCUGGCAUCAAAGAGCUAUUGAGAACUGGAGUGGCUGAAGCGGCACCUGCUUUGGGUGAAACCCAGAAGGCAUACUAUAUGCCCCAUCAUCCGGUCUAUCGGCUCGACAAAGCGACAACCAGCGAGCACGGAGCUUCUUCAUUGAAUGAUCAUCUUAGCCCAGGUAUCAAUUUAUUAACAGAUUUAACUGCUGUUUUAAUAAGAUUUCGUUGCUAUAGAAUUGGUAUCGUUGCGGAUAUCGAAAAGGCGUUUCUGCAGAUAUCUAUAGAUGAAUCCGAUCGUGAUUACCACCGGUUCUUUUGGUAUGCAUCAGUAGCAUCUAUUGGCACACCAUAUCCGAAAAUUGCGGAGUAUCGAAUGACACGUGUUACUUUUGGAGUAACAUGCAGCCCAAUUUUAUUGACGUCAACAAUUCAGCAACACUUGCAAAUGCAGGAUCCGGCGCAUGCAGCCAUAUGCCAGAAACUGCAAGGCUCAUUUUAUGUUGACGACUUGGUAACCAGCGUGGCUACAUUAAGGGAUGCAGAGGAUCUUUACUACCAAUCAAAGAUCAUCAUGCAAGGCGCAAGCUUUAACUUGCGAAAAUGGAACUCUAACGAUGCAGAACUUAAAAGGAAAUUUAAAGAAACUGAUAACGUCUCUGAAAACGAGAUCAACGAGGCGCUAUCAUUUUCAGAGCUACAGGCAGCCGAGCUAUAUUGGAUUCGUUUUAUACAAGGAAAAUAA